Messenger RNA from Phycodurus eques (leafy seadragon), 5058 nucleotides. Its product is annotated as phospholipid phosphatase-related protein type 4-like. The transcript is spliced from 11 exons. Gene Ontology annotation, biological process: axonogenesis; signal transduction; phospholipid metabolic process. Gene Ontology annotation, molecular function: phosphatidate phosphatase activity. NCBI's taxonomy places the organism in Eukaryota, Metazoa, Chordata, Actinopteri, Syngnathiformes, Syngnathidae. The record is from RefSeq and is a predicted model, not a curated record. The coding region runs from base 305 to 2992 and encodes 895 amino acids.
GGGAGUAACGCAGCUGGCUUUGCAGAUUUGAGCAGUGGACUUGAGGAAGGGCUUUCCUUCAUGUAAAUGGUUUGAAUUUGGGCGGACGUCAUGCCGACCAUACUGAACCAUUGCAGAGUGCCAAAUACACGCAUUUAGGUCAAUCGAAGCCGAAACGCAGGACCACCGUCAGGAUCAAGUCAGCAUCUUGCCAGGCGCGAGACAAGAUUUUGCAGGAAAACGAGAGAAUUUUGCCAAUAUAAACCCGGGUAUCAAGUACAGCGCCUUGUCUCUUGGCAACGGGAGAGAUCAGCAGCAGUUCGAAAUGACCACCCUGGAACGUCUGAAAUUCGGAAAGGAGGCAAAGGACAGCGUUACGCUGCUGCCAUGUUUUUAUUUUGUAGAGCUACCUAUUCUAGCCCUAGCUGUCAUCAGUCUUUACUUCCUGGAGCUAACAGAUAUUUUCCAGCCAGUGCAUUCCGGAUACAGCUGCAAUGACAAAAGUCUUUCUCUACCCUACAUCAUACCCCAAAAAGAAGUUUGUCCUCUGCCUCUGCUCUUCAGCUUGGUAUUUGCCAUUCCUACUGCCACUAUUCUCGUAGGAGAGGCUAUUCUAUUCUGCUAUCUAUCCAGGAGGUCAUCGUCUAUGCAGACUGAGGCAAACAUCAAUGCCGCAGGCUGUAAUUUCAACUCUUACAUUCGCAGAGUUGUACGCUUCAUUGGUGUCCAUAUCUUCGGCCUGUGUGUGACAGCACUGAUAACUGACAUUUUUCAGCUGUCCACUGGACAGCACACACCUUACUGGCUGGAUGUGUGCAAACCCAAUUUAACUAACAUUAAUAUUUCGACUUGUGAUGAAGCUUUUAUUUUGGAUGACAUUUGUUCUGGACAAGACAUCAUUCUCAUCAUUGCUGGGAGGAAGUCUUUCCCCUCCCAGCAUGCUUCUAUGGCUGGCUUUGCAGCUGUUUAUGUCUCAAUGUAUUUAAACACAGUGCUGACAGACUCCACAAAGCUGCUGAAGCCUCUGUUGGUUUUUUCAUUCAUCAUGUUCGCCAUCCUAGCCGGAUUAACCAGGAUCAUACAGUUCCGAAACCAUCCUGUUGAUGUCUACUGUGGAUGGAUUCUGGGGAUAGCUGUUGCUACAUACCUGGGAUUUUUUGCAGUGGGAAGUUUCCAGCCCAGCAAAGAUAAAUCGAAAAGACGACUGCUGCCCCUCACAUUAGGGAAGCCUCUCCCAUCUUCUUUCCACAGUGUCUGCCAAUCAGAAGUCAACAACAGCCACCAAGUGGGCCACCACAUGUUGACAGCCAACCAACCAGAGCCAGUCAACACCAGGACCAUUUCCCACACCUUCUCGCCCGAGCAGAAAGAACAAAUUCUCAAACGAAGCUCCUCCUACCGGGAGCCUUCUCAGUCCAAUCUGAAGAUCGCCAAUGCUGAUUUGGAAAUGAUCGCUUCGCCCAGUCCUGUGAGGAAUUGUGAUAAAACCUUCAGCAGCAGCACAUUGCCAAGGUCCCACGGUGCCUCAUCAUUGGAGGGAUGUCGCGUUCCCCGCCGUCAUGCCUCUAUCCAUUCCUCAAUGGAUUCAACCCGAUCCAAGCAACUCCUCAGCCAGUGGAAGAAUAAAAAUGACAAAAGGAAGCUAUCCCUCCAGGCCAUGGAUGGCAUAAGACCAGUUUCCUUAUCUCCUCAAAGAGAUGUGCAGCAACACUACCCCUCUGAAUCAUCUGCCAUAGGUUUGGAUACAGAGCUCCAUGGUGGAACCCACCUGCCUUCACCCACUGGCCAGGAAGGAUCCCACAUCCCAGCCUCGUAUAUAAAAAUAGCUGCAAGCUGUGUUCCUAUAGCCAAUAAAAAAACCUUGACCCAGAAUGAAGGUAUUGGCUUUGCUGUUGGACCAAGAAUGAUUAUUCAGUCACGUCCUGGAUCUUCUCAGCUUGUUCACAUUCCGGAGGAGGAAAAUUCUACUACCAGGGAUCAGGAGAGUGAAUCAGAAGACAGUGCUUUGGAUGUGGUUGGGUCUGCUAAACAAAAGUGGAUGAGAGUUUCGGAAAAGACCACCAUCCCCUGCAGACCCCUCAGUGCAGGCGGUCAGCCACGACUCAUGCAGGUAAUUGCUUUCUCAAAACAGCAGGGCUUGCUCAACUCUCGGUCAGAGGAUGGUGGCAGCACUGUCAGUUGCACUGGAUCUAUUCGGUACAGAGCCCUAAUGGACCAGGAGUCAUCACCACCGGCCUCCACUACUGGUGCAAUGGAAGGCCAAGGAUUGGAACGAACCGGCAGUAUAGUCCGUGUUGAAGCCCACCCAGAGUCAAAUAAGCCUGUGGUGAAACCUCCAAGCACUGAUGGAAGUGGCUCUUGGCGUUGGAAUCCAGGAGAAAAACGUCCAUUGCUACAACAGUCAGUUUUUAACAUCAAUGAUUUACACAGAAAUACAGACAGCUGUGAUUUCCCAGAGGAUGCUGGUUCAUUGGAUGGGUGGCAGAGUGUAACAGGGACCAAAUUGGAAAGCAAAGGUGUUCUAGAAGGUGGUGUACACACCAUUCCCCCACAUGCAGUAUAUCCGUUCCAUCAGUCACCUAAUUUUCAGGAUCCCAACUCAAGCAAACCUGUCACUCCCAGUGCCAUAUUUGCCCCUCCAUUCCAUCACCACCCUCAGUCUAUCACUACCAUUAGAGUAACCCCUGUGGAAUCAACUGGUGCCAGUAGUGAUGGGAGCUCUGACAGCCAGUCAGCUGCAUCUUCCAGCCGAGAGUCCACCUUAAGGAGAAAAAGUGGCACAAACAUUCACUUCACCCAAGAUCAAGGGCUUACAACUGAUCACAUUCUCUAUGAGAAGAGCAACCUCUUCCAAGAAAACCUGAAAGGUUUUCAAGGCAACCCCAACCACUGUAACAGGCAAUUACAAGGAAUGUUUAGCCGUUCAGGCCGACACCCCCCACCUACUUUACCCCGUCCCCUUAUGACUCACUCCCCACCUCCAACUCUAGGAUUGGCCUUCAAGGAAUCUUAAUGUGAAGUACAUCCAUUAAAACAUGGUAAAAUGUUGUCAUGCAUCACCAAUGGGGAUUUUAUUUUCUGGGCAAUAUACACAUACAUUUUGGCCAUUUGACAACCAGACUGGGCAGUAUCCUUUAGCUAUUUAUCUAUUUCUCUCCAUUGCCUUGGUGGAAAUCAUCUUAUAUUUACCUUGUAAUGUGCUUCAAUAUUUUUUUAAUUAAUAAGUCAAUUCAUGUUACAAGCCAUAGAGAACCUACUGAAAUCUUAUCGAGAACAUAAUGAUGACAAUUGCAUUCUGCAGGAUUGAUCUUGAUUAAUUUUACUUUAAAUAUCUUAUCUCUUAGUCUCCUGGAUAUCUGAAUACAGCAGACUAGUGGCUUUUUCAUUGCUGAAACUGCUGAACGUCUGACAGCUGUUCAUGGCUUUACCAUACACAAAAUCUCACCCGUUAACUGCGCAAAAAUUGAUGCACCCUCAAGACCCUGCCGCCCAAUCUCACCCGUUAACUGCGCAAAAAUUGAUGCACCCUCAAGACCCUGCCGCCCAAUCUCACCCGUUAAUUGCGCAAAAAUUGAUGGACCCUCAAGACCCUGCUGCCCUCCUCCAAUUACUAGGUCACUGAUGAAUCAGUUUAUAUAUGAAUAAGAUUUGAUUAUUCAUUAUUUAGAAGACUGAUGGAUAUUAGUGCCACAGCAUUUCAAAUUUGCGUAUACUCCGAAUUAUUGUUCGAUUAUUCUAGAAAUUUUACAAACCAAUUUAGAAUAAGCGUGUAAAAGACUGAUAAAAUAGUAGUCAUUUUUAAUAUUUUGACCUGUAUGUUUUUUUAAACCAGUGUAGACACAACAUAGUAUAUCCUGUUUUACAUGGGCAGACUUUAUUCGUUUUUAUAGCAUCAAUUGCUUUAAGUGAGUAAAAGACAUAAAACAGUAGUCAUUUUUAAUAUUUUGACCUGUAUGUUUUUUUAAACCAGUGUAGACACAACAUAGUAUAUCCUGUUUUACAUGGGCAGACUUUAUUCGUUUUUAUAGCAUCAAUUGCUUUAAGUGAGUAAAAGACAUAAAACAGUAGUCAUUUUUAAUAUUUUGACCUGUAUGUUUUUUUAAACCAGUGUAGACACAACAUAGUAUAUCCUGUUUUACAUGGGCAGACUUUAUUCGUUUUUAUAGCAUCAAUUGCUUUAAGUGAGUAAAAGACAUAAAACAGUAGUCAUUUUUAAUAUUUUGACCUGUAUGUUUUUUUAAACCAGUGUAGACACAACAUAGUAUAUCCUGUUUUACAUGGGCAGACUUUAUUCGUUUUUAUAGCAUCAAUUGCUUUAAGUGAGUAAAAGACAUAAAACAGUCGUAAUUUUUAAUAUUUUGACCUGUAUGUUUUUGAAACCAGUGUAGACACAACAUAAUAUAUCCUGUUUUACGUGGUCAGACUUUUUUCAUUUUUAUAAAAUCAAUAUCUUUUGGGAUUAUGAAGUAUUACUGUAUCCCAUUCAAUUAAAUCUACUCCCUAAUAAUCAGGUUUCAGUUUAUGAAUAUACACACUACUGCGAUUAAAGUCAGCAAUAUAAAACAAAAGUUGGCACAAGGGCAAUGUUAAUCUUGUACAAAAACACAACUGUUCAAGAAGAGCCAUAGAGCCAUUAUUUGGUCCGUACUGGGCCCAAAAUCAGCCCAGGAAUUUAAGACAGAGAGGCCACCAGUGCACAUGACCGAAGCCAGAAUUAUUUGUUGUCCCUCCUGUCGCGCAGCGAGGUGCUGAACGGCAACCAAUGAGCAGUGACCACGAUUGUAGGUCUCAUCAUAUCUGUGGUAUAGUAUAAAUAAUACAAAUUAGCUCGCCAGUACGGCAGCCUGACACACUGUAUCACUACCAGUCUGGUUAUUGAUGUUUCCUGUUCCAUUCUCUUCCUUCUUCUCAUCCUCGCCCAACAAGACAACCACAUAUUCCUCCUCCUUCCCCAAGACCAGCACCACCUCCUCACUGCCACCAUGACUGGGGUCACCCAGUCCUUCAAUAGCCCCUCUGCAGUGUUGGGUAGAUUACUUUGAGAAUGUAAUUGGUUACAAUGAAAGGUUACCCUUUUGA